Molecule: messenger RNA, 483 nt
Organism: Necator americanus (New World hookworm)
Lineage: Eukaryota; Metazoa; Nematoda; Chromadorea; Rhabditida; Ancylostomatidae
Exons: 2
Coding region: 1-483 (160 amino acids)
Source: RefSeq, a predicted model, not a curated record
AUGCCUGAGAAAAACAUGGAAUCUUUGGCGACAAAGAUCCGUCUCAUUACACUGAACUGCUGGUCGCUGUCAAGUGAACUCCAACAACUUGCUCUAUCCAGGCUUCUGCGAUAUCUACAUGCACCGUUUGCUGCAUUGCAGAAAACACGCAUCAGGGAUCGCCCUCCCAUCAGUGUCGACAAUUACACCAUCUACUGCGGCGAUUCUGAUGAAAGGAAAAUAGGAGGCUGCGCAGUAGCUGUUAGGAACGAUUACAACAAUCUGGUGGAGGAGUUUGGACCUACGUCGUCAAGAUGCGCCUUUAUACGAUUGCGGGAUCGCAGAGGGUUCAAACUCAGGCUCGGUAGUCAUCGACGCCAUCAGCUUACGUGGCAAGGGACAACCCCAUUAACGCCAGAAGAGCAGCGAAAACGGAAGGUACCGACUCUUAAGCUUCAACUCGAUUACGUUCCGAAGAAGAACAUCGCUCUGUCAGACAUGUGA